UUUUUUGGUUUUCUAAGGUUAAGAAUCUCUAUAAAAUAUUGAAUGAUGAUUCUUUUGAUGAAUUUAGAUAUCACCAACAUUUGUUCAAAACAAUGAAACAAUUUGUCUUGCAACAAAAACCUGACAAUGUUUGCCCGUUAUGUCCUUUGCAGAGUGAAACUGAUACUGACAAGAAUGUUGCCAUUGAGUGCAUGGAUGGAUGUUUUGGGCUUGUGAGAAAAAAGUCUGCUGGUGCGAAUCUUUUACCUGCCAGACACAAUGGUACAUUUUUUGCCAAUCAGGAUGAUGUCGAUAGCUUUGUUGAUGACAACUCAAAGAAGGCAAAGCAAGCCCCUACUGAUUGCAAUGAAUUUAAAUCUGGUGAGGUUAGUAACAUGUUACGAUCCAAAGGAAGAAAUAAGCUUUUUGACGAGAAGGGAGUGUUUGGUAGAGUAUGCAGACAUGAAUACCCAAGGGGAUUUAUGAGUAUCAAACAUGGAGAAAGGAUAGCAUAUUCAGUGUAUGAGGUUAAAAAGCUUCUGUGUCAUUAUGAUGAGGAUACUGAUGUUAAAAUAAUGUAUGACAUUGCAUGUACUUUGUCUGCCCACCUAAAGAAAAACGAAGAGCAUACCAUUCUUGGACGCAUUGACUUGGCAAUUCCUGUUUUCCAUGCAUAUGGACAUAAAUCUUCUUGCCAGGUUGCUUUUGGUCCUAGAAGAAAGGAGGGAUUUGGCCUUACUGACGGUGAAGGAAUUGAAAGACUUUGGUCUUACCUCAGAGGAUUUUCAUCAAUGACAAAGGAAAUGACAGCUGGUCGAAGGGUUGACGUAUUAACAGAUGCGCUUCUUCACCAUGCAAGACAUCGUCUUCUACAGUUUGGUCCGGCAUUGUUGUCUAAAAUGCAAAAAACAAAGAAACUAAUGGAAAACUCAGUAGUACAGUUGGAGGAGAUCUUUUCAGAUUUAAAAGUUUCCUAUGGUACUGAUGUAAUUAACUCUUGGAUGAAAGCAGAAGAGAAUAUGUUGUUAAUGAGAGGCAAGAGAAAACCAUCGCCCAUGUCGUGGGAGGCUAAAUACGUACAGAACUUAGUUUUCUUGCAGGAACUGAGACAAGGCAUUGCUUCAACAGAAGCUGAAAAUCAUGAAACCAUAAACGAGCUUGUAAAGAGGAAGAAAGCGAUUUUAAAAAUUGUCAUGGGAAUUGAAAAAAGCUACAAGGUUCACCCAAGAUGGAGAAUGGGCGAGGAGAAAUUCAACGUGGCAGCAUUGUCUGUUCUUCGGGAUAGGCGAAACCAAGCAUUAGAAAAAUUAUACUCACUUGCAGUCGAACACGGCCAAGCAAUUGCAGAGAAAGUUUCUAAGCAGAUAACACAAAGGACGAAUUCUGCUAAAGUAGUUGUUGAAAAGUACAACGCUAGCCUUGCUGCUUGGAAAGACAAUGUAACUGGGUUGCCAGAAGAGCUAGAGUUUGACAAGGUAAAAGAUCCAGAAUCCGACCUAUAUAAGGAUUUCAGAGAAAGCACUUUGAAGCUUGUUACGUAUCACCAAACCCAAAAGUCAAGUUUUUUAGAAUGGCUGAAGGACAACAAUGACUCGUCAUCAACCGUACUCAUUCGAGGAAUUCGGUGCAUACUUCAAAGAAAGAUUCUGGAAGAGGAAAACAAACUAAUUGUUCUUGGUGCAACGUUUGGCAAUCACCUACCAGAUAAUGUAUCAUCGUCCAUUCCAAAAAUCGAAUGGAGUCAUGAAAGCACCAUGCCCUCUACCAAACACGUUUUCGAGAACUUGGAUCAACUAGAUGACCAAAGGGAACAGAGUGAAGAACAGGACGAUGAGAUAUUGUCAAUUUUAGACAGUUCAGAUGACGAGGUUGAAGAUGAAUCUGAAAUGGAUUUCUAA
This is a messenger RNA of Dendronephthya gigantea, 1877 nucleotides long. RefSeq lists its product as uncharacterized. NCBI's taxonomy places the organism in Eukaryota, Metazoa, Cnidaria, Anthozoa, Malacalcyonacea, Nephtheidae. The coding region runs from base 93 to 1877 and encodes 594 amino acids. The transcript is spliced from 14 exons. The record is from RefSeq and is a predicted model, not a curated record.